Molecule: messenger RNA, 1332 nt
Organism: Aureobasidium namibiae CBS 147.97
Lineage: Eukaryota; Fungi; Ascomycota; Dothideomycetes; Dothideales; Saccotheciaceae
Product: extracellular GDSL-like lipase/acylhydrolase
Exons: 1
Coding region: 1-1332 (443 amino acids)
Source: RefSeq, a predicted model, not a curated record
AUGUUAAACAAGCAAUUUGUGGCUUUGGCCGCCUUCUUGGCCUCAUCACUCCUUUCUCCAACCAAUGCUCUUCCUCUUGAUGCAUCGAUAGAGGCUAGAGCACCUGCUUGUGAUCACUGGGUGGACACAUGGACUUCCAUGCCCCAGCUCACUGAACCGGCCAAUCUGCCCAACCCACCUUUCAACCAGACAGGCUCUGUGUUUGUCAACAGUACUAUUCGACAGACCCUGCAUAUGUCAAUUGGCGGUCCACAAAUCAGGAUCCGUCUUUCCAAUGCGUUUGGUGCAACUCAACUCAACAUCACGGCCGUAACCGUCGCAUUGCCCUACAACAACUCGGCGGGGCAGAGCAUCAUCGAGACCAACACUCUUCAGACUGUCACCUUCUCGGGCAACAAUUCUAUCAUCAUUCCCGACGGUUCUCUCGCUGUUUCGGAUCCUAUCCACUUCCCCAUCAAUCCUCAGUCUGAGCUCGCUGUAUCGAUAUAUCUUGCUGGCGGUCAGCUCGGUAAUAGCAUUACUUCGCAUCCUGGCUCAAGAACGACAUCGUUCUACCAGUUCGGCAAUGCAGUGAGUGCAGCCAACCUGACCGACGCUUCUGUGCAAAGUGUCGCACAUUGGUACUUCCUCUCUGCCAUCGAGGUUUGGUCACCACCGCAAGCAAGAGGUUUCGCGAUCGUCGGAGAUUCCAUCACUGAUGGUCGUGGUUCGACGACAAAUGCCAACAACCGUUGGCCUGAUCUCGUCCUCGCACGCAUGCAGAAGAACCCCUCUACCAAAGAUAUUGGUGUUUUGAACCAAGCUGCAGGUGGAAACCGCAUCCUUGCUGAUGGCCUAGGUCCGAAUGCGCUGGGUCGCAUUGAUCGUGACGUGCUGGCUCAGUCUGGCAUCAAGUACUCCAUGAUCUUCGAGGGUGUAAACGACAUUGGAACUGCCGAUUCGACUACGGCUGCUCAAGACUUUGUUUACAAUCAAUUGAUCCAAGCCUACGAGCAGAUCAUCACCCGUAUCCACACGUUCGGCAUACCGAUAUUUGGCGCUACGAUCACGCCGUUCUCAGCUCCGAACAGCACUAUCCAGGCAUACAGCACUCCAGAGCGUGAGGUGACGAGACAGCGUGUCAACCAGUGGAUCCGCACGAGCGGCAAAUUCGACGCAGUUCUAGAUUUUGACAAGGUGGUGAGAAGCUCGGCAAACCAGAGCAUGUUGCAAGAUCAGUACAACUCUGGUGACUACCUGCACCCGAGUCCUGCUGGGUACCAAGCCAUUGCGGACAGCUUCGAUUUGAACCUGUUCAAUCGUUUCGCGGGUGGAGUCAGCAGCUACAUGUGA